This is a messenger RNA of Hylaeus anthracinus, 2910 nucleotides long. RefSeq lists its product as uncharacterized. Lineage: Eukaryota; Metazoa; Arthropoda; Insecta; Hymenoptera; Colletidae. The transcript is spliced from 3 exons. The record is from RefSeq and is a predicted model, not a curated record. The coding region runs from base 355 to 807 and encodes 150 amino acids.
CUAUAAACGAGUAAUUUAGGUAUGCUGUUUCAAGUACCUCGGACUGUGUAUAAGUAUAAUGGACACUAUUUAAAAAGAAAUUAAAUAAUGAAAUAAAUAAAAUGUAACCAACAUUAAAAUCACACCUUAAUUUUCAAUUUGUAUUGGAAUAAUCUUUAAACAAUUUUUUUGUGGCAUAUAAUAGACCUAACUAACUUGUCUACUGUGGGGCAUGCGUUCAGGACAAUAUGGCAUGCACAAAAUUUGUUAUACGAAGAAUAGAAAACGAUUUAAUUGUGUUUGAGAACUUAAAGAAAUAAAUUUUAAUUAAAUUAGGAAAUAUUGCAAGUAAAAAGUGAUUUGAAUGUUCGCUAAAUGUUUCAUAAAUGUUGUUUAGCUGCCCAUAUAGAAUUUCCAAAUUUUAUUCCUUUAUCUGUUUUUUUGUUGUUGUUAUUCCAAUUGAUUCUUAAGCUGCGUGGUCUCGGCGCUUCUUUGUCAUUUUUUGUGCUUGAAGACGCGUAUAUAAACCCCAUCCCGACCGAUCAGAUCUCAGUUUUCACAGUCACCAUGCUACGACCAGUGCACUUGGCUCUUCUCCUCCUGAUGGUGGUGUUGGUAGCAACAUUGGAGGAAAAACCUAACAAUGAACCCGCUCAAGCGGAAAUUGAACCACCCGCAAACAAGGUCAACGAUUUAGAUGCUGAUGCAAACGGCUGGGGAUAUUCCACACCGUGGCGUUAUGGAUGGAGAAAUGGUGGCUGGGGUGGAUGGAGAAGCGGUUGGGGCUGGGGAGGAAGAGUAUGGACUGGAAGAGGUGGUUGGUGGUAAAACCAUACCAAAUUUACAAAUCCAUCAACAAACAUCUAAAAAUUAUCAUGUUUUAUAACUUUUGUUUGUUUUAACAACCAUGUACUUCAUUUUGUGAUUCGUCAUUGUAAAUCAAUUUUAUUGAAAAAUUCAUUUCUAUACAAUACUUAAAACAGAUAAUUUGAAUAAUCUUGUUUUGAAGCUAAAUAAAAUUACAUUAUUCAGAAAAACAAAAAUAACGACCAAAAUAUAAUUCUUCCUUCUCCUAUACUUAGUUCUUAGAAAUAGUCCUAUGUACAAAAAGUAACGACAUUGAAAGCCUAUUACGUCUACAUAAGCGAAAUAAAAACUAUUAUUAUUAUACACAACAAUUUUAUACAAAUUCUGUUAUUUCAAAAGUUCUAUCUUAAACAUACAACUACUAGAAUGAGUAAUUGAAUGAAUCUUCAUGCAGAUGACAUUAAGGCACAAAAUAUCAGAGUCAUGGCGGCUGCACUACCGGCAUUCGUAGACAUUGCGCGAGGUGCGGAUCACUAUUUCAACUCAGACCCACACAUAGUAUACUUUCAGAGCGACCACAUUGACUCAUCUUGGACCGCCAUACCAGUUACUUUUCAUAUGUUAGGGAUGCCAUGGCUUCUUGAAUAUAUUAUGAUGUAUUUACCAACCACGGUAUGGGCAGGUCGAUCGAAUUAUGUAUGGAAGUCUAAGUACUUUCACUACCCUACAAAAACUUUCAAGAAUAGACUAGCCGUGCAGCCAUCAGCAAUACCUGCAGCACACAAUGUACACGUUGGGAGUUGCCUCAAUAUUAUAUUGGUGUGUGUGGACGAAACAGCAUCGCACAUUGACGAGUACAUUACCAUACCUAAUGCCACAUUCAUACCAGUUUACCUUGGAAAUAAAAAGAGAUACCAUUGUUACGAGUCGAGAGGCUUGUUUCGGCCGCGUUGCCGAGGAUAGUUAUCGUUUGGACAAUUUUGUUAACAGGGAUGUGCUUUCGUGGACCCACCAACGUAGGCUAACGUAGGGUUGCCACUAGGAGAUUGGAAAGUUGUCGUGGACGUGCCAGCGUAUGGUUAACGAAGGGUUGCCACUAGGAGGUUGGAUGUCGUGAACGCGCCUACGUAUGGCUAACGUAGGGUUGCCACUAGGAUUCGUUAGUUGGGGCCUCGUAACUUCUACUAUGCAAUACACCACGAGCGGUAAAGGUGUAUUGCUGUGGGUCUUCUUAAUUUAAUAAUUCAAUAGGAUAGGUACUCACGAAAAUAGUUAGGAUUAGUAAGUAAACUAGUUUCUUAGUAAAAACUUUAUCGAAGGGCCGCGGCCACAUCCGCUCGAAAGGGCAAAUGUCACGGAGGAGAGGUUUGAUGAAAAUAACGAAACGGAGUGAAGUCUCUGUACGUAACACCAUACAGAGGCUCAAGUCUUGGCUCAUAUAGUAAACUUUACACAAUACAUCUUAGCUAGGACUACAACACAGGUGUAUGCUGAAUCCGCUCUGUUGAUGUGUAAUGCGGUUGACAGUAUGGGAAAACUCCUAUCACAAGACGGAGCAAUGAGGAUGGCUGCAUCUCUAUCUGCGGAACUUAGUUCGAUGAUGUAUAUAAGUCCACUUCUAAACGUUAAUACAGACACUCCGAAAUAUCAAAAUGAUUUAAUAGGAGCAUGGACAUUCGGUGCUUCCACCAUGCCCGAUAGCAAUUUGUCAACGAGGGAUGCUUGGGAGGGAACAGAAGAGGACAGAACUGCACGGAUACAGUCUCUUUUUAAUGGGUUCAAUUUUUCAGCCCUUUCUCCCCAUAGGUACUUAACAUCCAUAACUCCGGAUUCUUUGGCUGGACAACAUCUGGGACACUGGACUAUAAGUCGAUUAAUCAGCCAAGACUAUAAUUCUGUGAUUUUUUUAAAAUUUUGUUUAUUAAUUAGUAACGUAUAAAGUUUAAGUUUAAGUUACGUUUACGAACAUUAAAUUCCGUUGUUACAACCGAAACAUUCAGUGUUACGAUUAUUUCGUUUACGCCAACUACUCUUCCCGACAGAUCUUCUUCGGACAAGAAGAACCAACUUAAUUUUUACAUUUUUCAAUCCGAACUCCAAACAGAAUGAGUAUGUCUAAUCUUA